This is a messenger RNA of Beauveria bassiana ARSEF 2860, 378 nucleotides long. RefSeq lists its product as uncharacterized. The transcript is spliced from 2 exons. NCBI's taxonomy places the organism in Eukaryota, Fungi, Ascomycota, Sordariomycetes, Hypocreales, Cordycipitaceae. The record is from RefSeq and is a predicted model, not a curated record. The coding region runs from base 1 to 378 and encodes 125 amino acids.
AUGCCUCUCUACACUUGUCCCGGUUGCAAGAAGCCCAUCUCCGAAUCCCAGCCUCUGGAUCAUUGCCUCCAAUGCGCCGCCAUGAAUGAAAGGCAGCGCACGCGUAAUCAGACCCGUACAGUGUCCGUCUCCGAGGGCAGCACCGAAGCCCUCGUCGAAUGCACCACCAUCAUCACUGUGAUUCUGCGACGUUCGAGCCAGCAGUACGGCAACGCAAACACCACACCACACUCGCCUGGCUCGCCGCCGACGUACGAAGAUGUCUUUUCGUGCGAGGCAGACACCAAUCCUGGCGGCAGCAGGCCGCAGCAGGAGAUUCACGCAACGCCUCGGCGCGGGACCACCAUCACCAUUCCCAUCCACAUCAAAAGAUCAUAG